CCCACACCUCUGAUCCGCUCGCCUUUUCCCCCUUCCCAUUCCCUCUUUUUGUCUUAUUCCCUUUUACUAUCGUGGAAUCUUCCUCUCUCUUAAAACAACUUCAUCAUCGUCUCUUCUAUCAAAAGUCUUUCCCCCCCCUUGUGAUUUUCUCCCCUUUCCCUCUUGUCUUUCUUUUAAUCGGAUUCUUCGGGUCCAUUACACUCCUUCGGAUUCUCAGUUGUCAAAUUCACAUUUACAUUCUACCUCUUCACAAUUCUUCUGUAGAGAAAAGAAUAAAGUCGUUGUUGACUUGAACACUCCUUCGAUUCGAACUUCCACACUUCCAGUCUUUACAUUCAACCACAAAGUAAACAGAAGAGUCAUCUUGACCCUUUUAACACUCUUUCUUCAUAAAUCUACGACGCUUCAUUUACGAAUCUCUUGAGACUCUAUUCAAAUCUAUACCAUACAUUACAAUACAAUACAAUACAAUAUUUCCUGCAAGAUUCAGCGAAGCAUUUGUUUUGAAAUAUAUCCAUCUUGUCAAAGUUUGGAUUUACUCAAAGACCCUUUUAUUUAUUCUCCCUUAGGCUUCGACGCAGAAAAACAACAACCUGUGCAUACAAAGCACAUAGCAUCUCGACGAUCACAGAGACUCGUACAACCAAGGACAACAGCUUGUCAUAUACUACAUAUACAAACAUUGGAGGAAGAUUGAACUAUUAGGAACAUACGAAAGUAAUCGACAACGGUCCUAACAACUUAAUAAAGAUGUCGGACAUGUCGCAAGAAGAUGCUCUCAAGAUGCUCUCAACACCCUCUCCUACCGCGUCGAACUCGGCUGGAAGUAGCUCGGCUUCCCGCAGACCUCCGCGCAAGAGCACAUUAACACAACAACAAAAGAACCAGAAGAGACAGAGAGCUACACAAGAUCAAUUGGUCACUUUGGAAAUGGAAUUCAAUAAAAAUCCAACACCCACCGCCACAGUUAGAGAGAGAAUCGCGGAGGAUAUCACCAUGACUGAACGUUCUGUUCAAAUCUGGUUCCAAAACAGACGUGCAAAGAUCAAGCUCAUGGCAAAGAAGAGUAUCGAGACUGGAGAGACUUGUGAAAUUCCAGAAACCAUGCGCCAAUACCUUGCGAUUCAGGAGAUGGAAUCAGGAAAGUCACUGGGUGGUAACUUCUUGGGCCGAGGUGGACUUAUGCCCUAUGGUAGUGGCAACAUGCUCAUGGGUGGUGAUCACGGCCCUCAAGGAAAAGUUGUGAUUCAUCAUCUUUCGUGUAGAUCACUGAGUAUUGGAUCCUGGAGACGAAUCGGUCAGAAUGCCAUGGAUCUCAUCAUCUUCUACUCGCCGGAUAAGUCAACAAUGACCUACUACAUCAACAACGAUCAAGCUGGUUACAAAAUUGAGUAUCCAUUUUCGUCAAUCAAAAAUAUCUACCUGGAAAAUGGAGAUAAUGAGUCGCGACCUGGUGGAUUAGUUGUUGAACUUAUUCGUGCGCCAAACUUUUUCAUGGACUCUUCUGGAUCGGGUGGAUUUUACCAAUGUGGUGAUUUUACAGAAGACCAGCAAGCAUCUCAAGUCAUGGUUCAUCAUUUGGGUGGUCACCCUAAGGUUCUCAGUGGUCAAUUAGCCAAGCUUGUUUCCCUUGAGUCUUUUAUCACACGCGAUAAUCCAUUCACACAUCAACAACCAUUAUCCAUCUCAGCACCUGCAUCUCCAACUGGUCUCCGUCCGUCUUCUCAGCCAAAUUUCAAUGCGCAAGCCCAUGUUGGUAUGUUCCAAGAAUCUCAAUGGGGUAUUGGUGUUCAUCCAAGUGCGCGUGGACCUGGCCACAGAAGACAGAGGAGUAGAUCCGUUCCAAUGGCCGUCGAUUUCUCCAUGUUCAACAACCCAAUGCCAUCAUUCCUCAUUCAACACCCUGGUGAAAACCAACAUCAACACCAACAUGGAAACCCCAAUAUCUUUGCUCCUAUUCCUCAACAACCAAACAACCUCGGACCUCUUGGACCUAAUCUACGGAUUGAUACCUCAUCGGGUUAUGGAAUGGAUUUCAGACAGUAUCCCAUGUCAGCAGCAACAACAACUUCCCCAUCGGAUUAUGCCAGCCCUGGCUUCUUCCCUCACCAAAAUGACAAUGGACCUAUGACAGGACCAAUGCCAACAUCAUCUUCAAUGCCAGCUUCGAACUUCACGCCAUACUCGAUGCCUUACCUGUCGCCUGAUCCUUCUUCGCUUGUUCCUCCAUCCGUUUCUCCUUUGUCUUUUAUGAGUCACGGAGACCCAGCAAUUGUUGAUCAAUCUCCACCAAUGUCAAUGAUGCACCGAAGUGCUUCUGCCGAUGUUUACAGUAUGCAUAAUGAUUCGGCCAUCUCCGAUGAUGGUACCGGACUCAAUGAGAUGUAUCAGAAGCACACCCUUAAUAUUCCUAUGCAUCCUCAUUCUCCAGCUUUUGGUGAACAAUCUGCGGCGGAUAUGGACAUGAGUAAUCUUGUUCAAUUCCCUGUUGAUCAUGAUGGUCUUUCGCCUGAGCAUAUGCCUCAGUAGAUUAGAUCAACUUUUUGAACUUUGGAAGUGGUCGAGAGCCUGAAAGGCUACUCUGGGCCUUGGUUGGAAAUGAGUUUGAAAUUACAGAUGGUUGAGAUGAUCAAUGUCUGCAUUUCAGAAAGUGUUUUCGCUUAGAGAUUGUUUGGGGCGAUUUUCGGGGGUGGCGUUGGGUUGAUUUUCAUUUUGCACGGAAAGGGGGAGGUGUCAACGGCCGUCUCAAUUUUUGGGUAUUUCAUGUCGAUUUUUCUCUCGACUUUGCACUUGCUAUUUUGGGCAUUGUAGCAUAGUCUUGAUUUCAUAUUCCCAAAUUUCCUUCUGUCUUUUUACGCCACGACUUGCAUGACGACUUUACCCAAUUCUAUCAUGCCUGUCUGGUACAGCGAUCGUUUUCUCAUUGAUAUCUUUGCUCUUGCGCAUUCUCUCUUGAACUUGAUGUCUGUUAAUCAGCUUCAUCUUUACUGUUUUUACUUAACUCUCUUAUGGAGAUUUUGUGUGGUAGUUGGAUUGAAGAUAUAAAUGGACGGGUGGAAAGCUUUAGGGGGAAAGCGUGCGAUAUUUGAAUCUGGAAACAACAACAUGGUGUGGGGGUUUACAAAUUUUGCUUUUGGUGCUUUUUUAUUUUGCUGGCUGGCGCACAUGUGCGUAAAGCAAUGGAUUGAUGAAUCAUGGUGGGCUUAAUAGUGGAAAAAUCUAUUUUGUAAAAUCGUUUUCUUCGUUUUUUUAAUCUUGUUCUUUUUUGAGCUUGAGUAGUAAAGUUAAAAAAAUGUGCAUAUAAUUAAUAUUUA
Botrytis sinoallii is the source of this 3314-nucleotide messenger RNA. RefSeq lists its product as uncharacterized. Gene Ontology annotation, biological process: cell differentiation; regulation of transcription by RNA polymerase II. The coding region runs from base 751 to 2529 and encodes 592 amino acids. The transcript is spliced from 3 exons. Gene Ontology annotation, molecular function: DNA-binding transcription factor activity, RNA polymerase II-specific; RNA polymerase II cis-regulatory region sequence-specific DNA binding. Lineage: Eukaryota; Fungi; Ascomycota; Leotiomycetes; Helotiales; Sclerotiniaceae. The record is from RefSeq and is a predicted model, not a curated record.